AUUUUUUUUUUCAAUUCAUAUAUUUUCGGCUCAUACAGAAAACCCCACACUAGCCUAUAGCCUGUCCCCCAGCACGCAUGCUCUACAGUGAGUGAACUCAUUUCAUCAUCGUGGACGCCUGUUUUAGACCCUUUUCUCUUUAUACAGAGGCAGCAUUGAGGCCACUUAAAUAUACAGCCAUCAGAAAUGGAAAGAGUGAAAAGGGACUGCGUGAUGGACAUGGCAGACGCAGAACUGCAGACUUUCACGUCUAUAAUGGACGCGCUGGUGCGCAUCAGUUCCAAUAUGAAGAGUAUGGAGCGGGAGCUCCGCUGUCCGGUGUGUGAGGAGAUGAUGAAGCAGCCGAUUGUGUUGCCAUGCCUGCACAGUGUGUGUGUGUUGUGUGCAGCAGAGGUGUUGGUGCAGAGAGGUUACCCUCCUCCUGAACUCCCGCAGGAGCCCAACACACCCACCUCAAGCCCCAGCACCCGCUCACCACGACACGCUCGCCGACCACCACCCAAAACUGACCGCCUUGAGCGUGUGCUCAAAACAGUAUGUGGCACCUAUCCGGGCCGGAGACGGAAAGACACAAUUCCUCUGAAUAUGUUGUUUCCAUGUCCCACUUGUUGCCGGGACGUAGAGCUGGGAGAGCGAGGCCUUGCCGACUGCCUACGCAAUCUCACACUGGAGCGUAUAAUUGAGAGGUACAGACAGACAGUGAGUCUAGGCAGCAUGGCAGUGAUGUGUCAGUUCUGCAAGCCCCCUCAAGCACUGGAGGCCACUAAAGGCUGCGCUGACUGCCGGGCCAAUUUCUGUAACGAGUGUUUUAAGUUGUACCACCCCUGGGGUACCCCACGUGCCCAACAUGAGCACAUUCUGCCCACACACAGUUUCAGGCCCAAGCUGCUGGUGUGUGUUGAGCACGAGCAGGAGCGGAUGCAGUUCUACUGUCGUUCGUGUCAGCGUCUGUUGUGUGCACUCUGUAAGCUGCGUCGUGUUCACAACGGGCACAAGGUCAUGCCCAUAGCACAAGCCUACCAGACUUUAAAGGAUAAAAUUACUAAGCAGAUGAACUACGUUCUGGCUCAUCAAGAGAGGGUGCAGGCCCAAAUCACUCAAGUGGAGAGUGCCAUCGCUCAGACAGAGGUGAACAGUGCUGUUGCUAAAGAAAAGCUGAAUCAGUGUGUGAACAAUAUGCGUGAAGAGCUGGCUGAUCGGCAGUGUGCUCUGAUCAAAACUCUGGAGGAGACUCGUGUUCAAAAAUCGGAAGCUCUAAACACACAACUUUCAGAGAAACAGAGUCUGCUGGACAAUGCAGGGCUCGUCAUGUACACGCAGGAGCUACUGAAAGAAAACGAUCAGCCAUGCUUCGUGCAGGCCGCCAGAGUCACCCACAACCGGUUGGUUACAGCCAUAGAGAACCUGCAGCGCUUCUCCCUCUCUGCAGAUCCCUCAUUUCGCCGUUUCCAUGUGGACAUCUCCAGAGAGCUCAAGCUACUCAGCAGCAUGAAUUUCAUACAAGCUCCACUGGCUCCUGUAAUCGACACCCAAAAGACUUUGGCCUAUGAUCAGCUGUACCUGUGCUGGCGCCUCCCACAGGACUCUGCUCCCGCCUGGCACUACUCCGUGGAGUAUCAGAGGAAAGAUGGCAGAGAUGGACCUUUGUGGGGCGGGGUCAAAUCUGAAGGCUCUGGAGGCCCCAACAGUCCAUGGCAGCGCAUGGAUGAGGUGGGCGGGACUAGUGCAGUGAUUGACAGACUGGAGAUGGACAGCGUGUAUGUGCUUAGAGUGAGAGGCUGCAACAAGGCGGGUUUUGGGGAGUACAGCGAGGAAGUGUAUCUACACACACCGCCUGCACAAGUGCUGUCAUUUUGUCUGGACUCUCGCUGGGGACUCCAUGCUGAGCGUGUGGCACUGGGUAAGGGGCAGACGUAUGCCCGUAGCGUGCCUGGUCUCACUCUCCUGCAGGCCGCCGACCGCGCCCUCACUUCCUUUCAUCUGACCUCUGACCUCCUGGUGGCGGAUGUGUCAAUCACCCAGGGUCGUCACUACUGGGCAUGCUCAGUGGAGCCUGGUUCAUACUUAGUCAAGGUUGGUGUUGGUCUAGAGACAAAGCUUCAAGAAUGGUUUCACUUACCACAGGACAUGGCAAGUCCCCGAUAUGAUCCUGAUAGUGGGCAUGACAGUGGAGCAGAGGAUGCCCAGGACUGUCCACCUCCAUUCUGCUUCCUCACCAUGGGCAUGGGUAAGAUUCUCAUGCCCAAGUCAGGGGCAUCUAAUGGCAUGUCUGGCCCUCUCACUGCACCUCUGCCCCCACGCCUUGGCGUAUGUCUGGACUUUGAUAAAGGAUGCAUUACUUUCUACGAUGCCCACUCGCUGCGAGUGCUGUGGGACGGGACUGUUGAUUGCUCCGCCCCUGUUUGCCCAGCCUUUUGCUUCAUUGGUGGAGGGGCACUGCAGCUGCAGGAGCUAAUAGCCAAUCACAGCACGGAGCAAGCCCCGCCCAGGAGAGUCACCAUUCAAUCACAUGCAACACAUCUGAGUAACUGAAGCCAUAAAAUGUUCUACAGGAAACACGUCACUGUCAAGCACCUUUAAAUGUGGUCUUUUGUUAGUUUUUAUAAUUUAUUUAUUUGGUAUUUACAAUUUAUGUUCAAUUUUUUUAUUUUGGUUUAUGCCCUACAGUCAGGGCUUUACAUUAAGAGUUGCUCCUGCAUUAUGCCUAGAAACUGCAGCAUGCAGAUGAUCAUGAUUUCAUGAUGCUGCCCUUUAUGCUAAAAAUAAAGUAUGUCCAGUCUGGUGCAUGAACUCACCCAUAGGCAUAAAUCACGAAUGAUGCAUUUCUGUUGAAUGAUGGGAAUGAUGAUUUAUAAGCUAUUUUUACACAUUUAGCCUGUGAAGCACCUAAAAUGGAUAUGUUAAUAAUUUGUACAGGCUUUGACUGAUAUCAAUGUUUGCCUUUUAUAGGACUGUAUAGUUGCCACAUUUAGGUCUGUCUCCAUUUGUUUAGAUCAAGUCUAAAUUUAGUUUUGGUGUCAUAGUCAUGAGAGUCUCGUGCCACUGUUUUGUGUGGAACACAGUUAGAGCAUCGAAUACCUGUCGAAAGCUGUGCCCCAGUUUGCCCUGCGUUUUGCUUCAUUGGUAGAGGGCUGAUCACAGCAGGCCCAAACCAGGAGAGUCACCAUCCAGUCACAUGCUACAUGUCUCUAACUGAAGCCAUUAAUGUUUGUAGUACAUGUGUGUUCUAGAUGUAACAUUUAUGUCAGAAUCAUCUUGGUAUAUGGCAAUUUCUGAAAAUGAUGUCACUCAAAUUAUCGUAUUUUUAAGAAUAUGUGGCCUAAAUGUUUAAUUUCACAACAAAGCUAUUUACUGUGAUCUGUCAGCAGUACAAUAUGAAAAAGAACAAUUUUAACAAAUUUUAAUGUAACAUCACAAUAUUACAGUUGUUAGUAUAUCACAAUGUCAUGUCUCAGAUAAAUAUACAGUAUACAAAGUAGAAUACAGUAUUUAAUGACUAAAUAUGUAUGUUUAUUACUGACACUGAUUUUAGGAAAGCAUGUUAAAAAUAACUUCCAUAAAAUGCAAAAGUAUUUUUAAAACAGAACAGAAAUCCAUGUCUAUGUUUAAAUAUCCAAAAUGAUCAAUAUCAGUUCCGUGUUUCUGCUUAUGGAAAUACCCUAAAAUGAAUAACUGAAAUGCAAUGCUGGUGUUUACUCAGGCCUUUAAAGUCACAACUAAAUGUGAAACUAUUGGAAAAAGUUGUUUUUUUAUUUUAUUUUUUUUAUUAUACUACAGAAUUUUUUUUUUCAGCAGCUCUGUUCCAGUUGCAAAGUAUAUUACAUUCUAAUACAUUAUCCUUUCAAUAGUAACAGCUCAUUCCCAGGAAUGUGUGUUGUAGACAAUUCAAAAAGUGUGUAAUUGCUGAUAUGCUGAAGUGUCAGCACUUUGUAACAGAGGUAAAGCUGUAACUUUUUUUUCCCUGACACGGGAAAGUCUUCAGGGCUUUGUGGUUUCUCUGUGACAUGACAAGAUGCAUUUUUUUGUCUUAUUAACUUCACAUGAGAGAAAAAAAAUAGAAGAGACUCUGUUGAGGGAACAACUGUUUAUAGCUGCUGUAACAGCUUUGCAGACAUUAAACAACAUUAAAUGUAACUAUAAAUGAAUAAAAUGUAUGAGGUUCUUUAAUUGAUAAAAAAUUUGCAGUUGUUGAAAAUUGCUGCGGUAGAACAGGAAUAAAACUCGUCAGGCAGGACAUGUUGUUAUAGGAAAUAAUCAUCUUCAGGGUGGUAACGUAUCACACCACCCUGUCAUUUUUUUAUUGCUUAGUUAACAUACUGUCCAUAGACAAACAGUACUGUGCAAAUGGCUUAGGCACCCAUUUUAUUUCAUUUUAUUUUUUUUUAUUUUACUGUAUGUCCUUUGCAUUAGAGUGUCAGUGGAAAUAAUCAAAAAUGAUGCUACAAGGAAUCAUUUGUAGGUUAAAGAAAGGAGAAUAUUCAGUAAUAAAUCACUUUUCAAAUGAAAACAUCAUUGACACUGUCUAGAAACAAGAACCAAAGUCUGCAGAAGAGCUGUGACAGGUUCUUCAAGAUGCUCGGAACAACCUACGAUCUAACUUCCUUAUAAAAACUUCCUAGAACUGAUGCAGUUUUAAAUGCAAAGGGUGGCCUCCUUUUUCCUGCUACUUCCAGUCAUUUGCUUAAUAUAUGGAAAUUAUAGAAUUUAUGGAAACUUAGAAUAUAUAGAAACUUUUAAUUUAGUUAUUUUUAAAAUGAUCUUUGCUUCACAGAAUUUCUUUACAUGUGACCAAGACUUUUGAACAGUACUGUACAUCAUGUGUGUAUACAAGAAAUUUGCUUGCAUAGGAAAUAUAUAAAUGUGACUUUCUUUAGACUUCACUUUAAUAAGGCAGUAUGAACUGGAUAUUUCGAAUGACAUGCUUGCAUAUGAUAUCUCUCUGCCUAUCAUAACGUUCAUCAUUCUUUUUUUAAUCAACCCUUAAACAUGCAGCACAGUUAACAAAUAAAUUAUAAACACAAGAUUGCCAUUUUUGAACAUGUGAUCUGCAAUAAUAUUCAAUAAUAUUAAUUCAGUACUACAAUACCACACAAGAAGGGUUAUUACUUCAUCUGAUGUCAUGAAAACAUAGCAAGAAUCCAGGAAGAACAUUGUAAUGGUACAUUCCAAAGGUGUACUUACUGGCAGAUGUGCUUUAUGAAUUCAAUAGUGUUUGUGUAUUCCCAUGAGCACUUCCUCAUACUUUUUGUCUGUCAUCACUGUAUAGUUCAAUAUAAUGGUUGGGUAUUAAAGAUUUGUUCUUUUCAAAAAUAAA
This is a messenger RNA of Pangasianodon hypophthalmus (striped catfish), 5314 nucleotides long. It is a transcript of the gene trim46a, whose product is annotated as tripartite motif containing 46a. Gene Ontology annotation, molecular function: protein binding; zinc ion binding. The record is from RefSeq and is a predicted model, not a curated record. Bases 187 to 2532 code for a protein of 781 amino acids. Lineage: Eukaryota; Metazoa; Chordata; Actinopteri; Siluriformes; Pangasiidae. The transcript is spliced from 13 exons.